Molecule: messenger RNA, 1766 nt
Organism: Cyprinodon tularosa
Lineage: Eukaryota; Metazoa; Chordata; Actinopteri; Cyprinodontiformes; Cyprinodontidae
Gene: cep41
Product: centrosomal protein 41
Exons: 11
Coding region: 77-1183 (368 amino acids)
Biological process (GO): protein polyglutamylation; cilium assembly
Cellular component (GO): ciliary basal body
Source: RefSeq, a predicted model, not a curated record
UCUUGAAAGGAAGCAGCGUAUCAGCGUCGGCCUUACUAAACGAGGAAGCAGCUGUUUAGUAUUGGGAUUUGAAAAGAUGUCGUUGACGCGGGGCAUCGGUAAAGACGAGUACAUGAAGAAAAGAAUACCCAGAAAUACAAAGUAUGACCACAUCAAAACGAAGCUGGACACAGGAUGCAGCAGAACGAAGUACAUGGAAAGGCUGGAGGAGAUUAGAAAAAACUACAGGUAUCGAAAAGGGGAAAUCUUCAAACGCUUAAAGGUGACAACUUUUGCACAGUUGAUCCUUCAAGUCGCUUCUUUUUCAGACGGGAGUUAUUGCGAGGUAGAUGACGAACGCACUAACACCCCACAAGAUGGUCUGUCAAUCAUCUCGGAGGCAGGCCUGGAAGGUGAAUGUGAACGUGUCAGUGGCUCAUCACUCCAGCUGCCUCUGUCAGACCGACUUUAUGCAGGAGAUGGCAUGGAUAACUGCCAAACGGCCAGGUCAACACUCCUCAGUGUUAUUAAUGGAGUGGGAGAGCUGAACAUGGAAGAGGAGCCUCAGCAGAAAGCAGAGUCUGUUUCCAGCCCCAUACCCACAGAGACGCCCUACCCAGACUGCCCCUACCUGCUGCUGGACGUGCGUGAGCGCGAUCAGUAUGACUCCUGCCACAUCAUUAGCGCUCACAGUUUCCCCAUGGCCAUGCUGUCCAGAACCAUGAAUCCGUACACCAAAGAAGUGCUGGAAUAUAAAAACGCUUUGGGAAAGAUCAUCAUUGUUUAUGACGAAGAUGAAAGGAUAGCCAGCGUGGCAGCCACCACCAUGUGUGAGCGGGGAUUUGAGAAUCUCUUCAUGCUCUGUGGGGGUCUUAGAGUAAUCGCCCAGAAGUUUCCAAGCGGGAUGACGACAGGCUGCAUCCCAGCAUCAUGCCUCUCCUCUCCUAACUCAUCGAAGGGGAGGAAAUGCUCUGUGGUCCAACAGUCAGCUCAAGCUGCCGAGAAACGUUGGAGGUUUACAUCGGAUGAGCUGGACAAGAUCCAGGAGCAGCUGGAUGAGAUAACCGUCCCCAGUAACUCACAGAGUCGCCUGUCCAGCCGCACAUCAUCCAGCAGCAGCCGGUCCAUAGCUUCCAGUCGUCACAGCUCCUCCACAGCGGGGAGAAAUGGCUCCAGGGCCCAGAGCAGUAGACCCUGGAAAUAACACCUCUGCCAAACAACAACCAUACCUCCAUCAGAAAACAUCCUCAGAAUGUUUUGAUGUAACCACUUCGUGGGUGGACAUUGGCUACAGACAUUUCACUACUUUUUGCGGUUGCCUAAUUUCAUCAACACUUUGGAAACACAUUUACUUCGGAUGAAUCAGGUUCAGCUGAUCAAAUCCUGUUUUCAUGCAGAAAUGUUCUUUGCUGUGACCUUUGAUGUGAUUUUGCUGUUUAAAUUGCUUCUCUGUAUUCUAAGUUUUGCAGAGUGCCUGAUCUGUUUUACUUUUAAAAAAUCCAUGCUUGCACUCAGAUUUUAGUUUAAGUGACUCGUUCAGAUUUGCUUUUUCUAAAAUCCUUUUACUGAGGGGACCGAAGGCAAUGCUGUGAAUUUCUUUAUCAUAUCAGAUGUUUAAUUAAAGCCUGGCUUGCCAGCUGUGUAAAAUGUUUGUUUUUAGUGGCUUUUUUAACCAAACUAAUUAUUUACCAUCGGUCUUGAUGAUCAGCAGUUUGAAAUGUUUUUGUGGUUGGAAGUUUUGCAGAGUGCCUGAUCUGUUUUACUUUAAAAAAAAAAAAAAAAAAAAA